This is a messenger RNA of Manihot esculenta (cassava), 897 nucleotides long. RefSeq lists its product as uncharacterized. The transcript is spliced from 2 exons. NCBI's taxonomy places the organism in Eukaryota, Viridiplantae, Streptophyta, Magnoliopsida, Malpighiales, Euphorbiaceae. The coding region runs from base 72 to 326 and encodes 84 amino acids. The record is from RefSeq and is a predicted model, not a curated record.
ACGCAGAAUAAACUAACCCUAAACACUUGUUUUCCUAAUCCUCCAUAUAUUUUCCUUUCUUUCCCUUAACCAUGGACAAGCUUCAACUCAGGAACUUUAUACUUCUCAGUAGACGAUCGUAUAAAGUUGGAGCAGAAAAGCUGAGCAUGCAGCCAGCGGUAUCAGUGAUGAGAAAGCCAAAAGAUCUGUCUGAGAAUAAGGUGAAGGAAGAGACGUUUUGGAUGAGAGAUCCAAAGACUGGCAACUGGAUUCCUGAGACUCAUUUUGGCCAGAUUGAUGUUGCAGACCUCAGAGACAAAUUCCUCCCUAAGAAACACAAGUUCUAAACCAAUUCCAUGUCUCUACUGGGUUUCGAAAGAGGGAAACGACUCCUAUUCUAUUGUCCAGUCGGCUUGUUUUCCCUUAUCCUAUAUAAUCAAUCAAAUAAAAUUUGCUCUUUCGUCAUGGCUUUCCUUCUCAUUUUCAUAUACAAUUGGUUUGGUUAUACUAAACCAACUGAACCAAAAAAGUCCCAGUUCCCAGAGUUUAUUCAGCAACAUCUGCUGCUCCAAUAUGUAUAGUACCCAAAUAGCUCCACCUUUCUUCACAGACAUUAACCAAGAACAUGCCACAUAAGCACUACAAAAACCUCACUAUUUAAUCCAGGUUUUGUGCAUAUCCCUUGUCUACCCACAUGCCGCCAUUGCAUCCUUUAAUGUGAUAAAAUUUCAAAUAAAAGACAUCAACUACCUAUUUAUAGAAUUAAAGAACACAACCACAAUCUUCUGUAUGAUACAAUUGAGCAGUAUUACAUUCAAGAUGAAAGUUUAUGCAAGUCAAAAUUGCCAAGAGAUAAGAUGCAUAACUAUUUGUAUAAUGUCUUAAACUAGUGCAGUGAUAAGUUUCUUACCACAAAAA